AUGGAUCAGGAUAGUGUUGUUAGUAAUCGAAGCGAGAAGAGCGGUGCUAACCAGCAACAGCAGCAAUCUGUUAUGCAGAACUUUCCAGUUCAAAGUCCUGAUUCUAGACAACAAAUAAACUUUACCCAGCACAUGCCUCCUCCUUGUACCUAUCCAAGCGAUAUUCAUGCCGAAAUGCAAAAUCGUGGAAUGUCUAUAGGUCAGGCUCCGCCAAUGUAUCCUCUCCAGGGUCCAGCCGUUUCUCAACAUCCUGGCUAUAAUCCCAAUUGGAAUGCCUCUCAGCCAACAAACCCGCCUUUCCUUCCGUAUAAUUCGCCAUCCAUGUUUUCUCCUUCACAAUGCAUGAAUCUAAUGGGAUGGACGGGUCCGUCCCCCAUCCCUGGUUGCCAACAGCCAGGCGCUUUCCCUAUGCAGCCCCUAGCUCCCUCUUCAAAUCAAUCCUAUCCUCAAAGUCAAUCCAACCAACCUCUUCUUCCCAUGGAUAGUAGUGGUGUUGUUGCCACAAAGAUGUCUCAUGUCCAUACCCCAGCCUCAAGUAAUCGAGGUGGCAAUCAACAAAUGGAUCAAUAUGGACACGAUGAAAACGCCUGGGUUGAAAAUGCUACCGCUGUAACUGGGGCAACUAGUGAGACCGGUCUUAGUGCAGAUAAUAUAUCCCGAUUUGGGGCUAGAUAUGGCCUCUUAGCAUCCCUGGGGAUCAAUAAUAGCCCCAACUCUUGUGUUGGUGGAGCAGCAGCUGCUUUAAUUCGCACCGAAAUCGAUGAUUUUCCUAGUCACACUUGUUCCAGGCUUUUUGGAUUUAUGUUAUAUUUCGGUCUUGGCUUUUGUUCCAUCUGUUCCCCAGUUCUAAUGGUGAUUUUCCCCCAUUUGCCCUAUUUGGGCUGGAGUACAGACAAAUGUGAUCAUACUUGUGAGGGACAUUUAAUUGGAAUGGCUGUAAAAUUGGCUCUCCUAGCUCUUGGAACGUGGAUUCUCACGGCACCGCAUUGUUCGAUUCUGAGCGGUACUCGAAAAGUUUAUCCACGAGUCAGGUUAUGGAGGAGCCUCUUUCUCUGCCUCAUAUUCGUAAUUCUUUUUGCCUUUUGGCUAUUCUAUAGUGUGCGGAUAUUACAGCCAAGGAGAAGGGAUUAUGGGUCCAUUGUUCUCUUCUCUAACAGUCUGUCGGAUGCUCUGUUGUUUUUGAAUUUUUCGGGGAUUGCUUUAUUGGAAUUCCAGAGGAUGAGAUCACAAUUUGCUGUCCACGUUGUUAGGUCUCCAGAUGGGGCAUCAAAAACUUAUCGACUUGGAGAUAUGUCGCUCCAGAAGGCGGCCCUGGAAAUUCUGCAGAUGUAUAUGGUGGACUUUACAGUAUACACCCAACCAAUCUCCUCUUCAAACAACCGUCGAAAUAAACGUGGCGUUGUUGGCGGGGCUGGAGGUCACGGUGGUGAUGGAAAUACGGGCCCUGGUGGGGCCAGUGGGGAUGUUGGUGGCUCCAAGUACAAAUUCUACGAUGUGGAUGGACGGGAAAAGAACGGUGGCACCCAAGCACCAGGUGGAAAUCAAACGAGCGGUGGCGGUGGCAACGGUCCGUCAGCUUCGGCUCGCCUCUACGACGAAAUGGAAGCAGAGAAGCGAGUUCGAAAGCGUCGAAUGCGUCUUCUUCUCGCCGUCGAAGAUGCAUUCGCGCACGCUAAUCGAAUGGCAAAGGAAACCGGUUUCACCAUUGGAAAUUCCCUCGUUCCUGCUGGUGGAUUUUCUGGCUUUCAAAAUGGCAAUGGUCGUCUGGUAAGCGGAGGCGGAAAUAAGUCUUUUGAUCCCUACGAGGCUGCCCAGACAGUAUUCCCCACGCUAAUCCGCCCCCUCCAAAAGUACCUACGGGCCACGCGUCAACAAUCUCGUCACCCUGUCGAUUCAGUGAUUGAUCAUCUGGCAACAUGCAUCACUUUCGGUCUCUCCCCACUCACCUUUCUCGAGCGUUUCAAUCCCAUUGCGUCGACACCUCAACAAGACGCUGCUACUGCUGCCAAUGCGCUGAGAGUAGCCCGUAGUAUAGCUCAGCGCCAUCGUAGACCUUUAACUAUCGCAGGUGGAGGAUUAUCUGGAAACGGUGGUGAUGGAGAAGGUGGAGAGUACAAACCCCCUGGACCACCGGUAGCACCUGGAGGUCAACAGGUCUGGCAGAUUGUGGCCGAUCGGGCACUCUCCAGAGAUUUGGCAGAUGACUUAGUCUUCCAGUUGCGUCGUCAACAUGGUAACUGCGAGAUAUCUCUUCUCUGCACGGUACAUCGAUUACCUCUUUUGCAAAUCCUUGAGGCCGGACUGGGAGUAGGAGUUCCUGGAGCGAUAGCUUAG
Rodentolepis nana is the source of this 2334-nucleotide messenger RNA. NCBI's taxonomy places the organism in Eukaryota, Metazoa, Platyhelminthes, Cestoda, Cyclophyllidea, Hymenolepididae. The record is from the annotation of a GenBank genome assembly.